AACAGCGCCGUCUCCAAUGGUAAUUCACCUCUUUCAUGAAACGAUGAACGGAACGAGUGAAUAUAAUGUUCCCAUUGAUGGUGAACACGCGUCUCUAGGUGAAGAUGACUUAUAGAAGGGGGCUAAUGGAUCACUACACCGACUCACCUGUCUGUUGUGGACUGUAGCGUGCAUGAGAUGUGAUUGGUCAGCAUCACGCGUGUUUAUAUCUCCCGUGAGUGCAGCAUCUUCUCAAUGUUGUUUUAGCUUUAGCUACUCAGAACGAAGUGUCCAUGUAGCACGGGCUAUGGCGAGCCCGUAACCUCUUCUGGAGUGACGGGGGGAGUGAUGUAGAGUGUCUUGGGUGACGUGUGAGGCCCCCACCACCUUGCAGGUAGAGGAAUGGUGAGUGUGUGGUGAGGCGCGGCUGGGGGGGCGGCACCCAGAACAGUGCCACCCACGGUGUUAUCCUGGCACUCUCAGAGUGCCACCCGUCGCCGCCCCUUCCCGCCCCCCGCCGCUAUGCCUAGAUGGCACUUGACCCCGCUCGUCCUGCCCGCCCCGUGAGGGCCCCAUGCUGGCGGGCAGCAUGGAGGCUGUGUUGGACAGCAUGCGCCGCUACACCGACCUCCGCCGCUACUCCGAGACUGUGCUUCAGGGCUGUCGACACUUUGCUGCAGAGUGUGCCAGUGGUUUGUGCGCGUCUGGAGACGUCAUUGAUGGGCGCGGAGGUCCUCGCAUCACCCACCUCACUGGGGGCGUGGGCCAGGCUGUGGUGGACGACGAACCCCGCUUCCCACGCCUCGACCAGUGCGCCCACUUCCACUACGAGUACGUGGAGCUCCCGCCCCUGCAGGUGUCGCUGGUACGGGAGGAGCUGAAGCCGUUGUCUAGCGGCGGAGGUUGCUCUGGCGGGGGCGAGGACGCUGAGAACCGCUCCCUUCUGGUGCAGGUGGCCUCCCUCGGCCGCUCCUGGGUCUUGAGACGCACCUACGAGAAUUUCCGCUUCCUUGACCGACAGCUGCACCGCUGCUGCUACGACAGGAAGGUCUCCCGCCUCCCGGAGCUCCCUCCUGAAGAGAACCUUCCUGGCGAUGAUAGAGAGGCGGCGGUGGCCGGGCUGCUGGGGGAGUAUGUGGCCCGGCUUAGCGAAGUGGCCGGCUCCCUCAUCACCUGCGGGCCCGUCCUCAACUGGCUGGAGCUCGACAACCGCGGCCAUCGUCUCAUCGUCACCGACGACUCCGACAUCAACACCCCCGCCGUCGCCGCCGCCUACGUGAUCAAGCGCUACAUCGCCCAGGCUUCGGACGAGAUCUCCUUCGAGGUUGGCGACAUGAUCAGUGUAAUCGACAUGCCUCCCCCCGAGGAGUCCAUAUGGUGGCGGGGCAAGAGAGGCUUCCAGGUGGGCUUCUUCCCCUGCGAGUGUGUCCAGGUCAUCGGCGAUAAGGUGCCACAAACAAUCCAACCUCAGACUCUGACACUGCCACCUGCCCGGACCCAACCCCCCAUUGCUGCUUCACACCAGCACCACACAAUACAUGCAGGCACACAAGCUCCCACCAAGCCAGUCUUAAGGAAGCAUGGCAAACUUAUAGCCUUCUUCAGGAGCUUCAUUCUUUCUCGACCUUCACGGCGGAAAUUGAAGCAAUCUGGUAUAUUGCGUGAGAGGGUGUUCGGCUGUGACUUGGGAGAGCAUCUUUUAAAUUCUGGCCAUGAAAUUCCGAUGGUAUUACGCUGCUGUUCUGAGUUUCUGGAGAGCCAUGGUGUUGUCGAUGGUAUUUACCGUCUCUCCGGUAUCACUUCUAAUAUCCAGAAAUUAAGAAAUGCUUUUGAUGAAGACAGAAUACCUGACUUAUAUGGGGACGACAGCAUCGUGCAAGAUAUUCAUUGCGUUUCAUCAGUACUAAAAAUGUAUUUCCGAGAGUUGCCUAAUCCUCUCUUAACAUAUCAGCUGUACGAAAAGUUUGUGGCAGCUGUGAUGCAGGAUGAGGAUAUUCGCCUCUUGUACUUAAGAGACGUUGUUCAGCAAUUGCCUCCCCCACACUAUAGAACGCUUGAAUAUCUUGUGCAGCACCUAGCAAGAGUUGCUUCACAUAGUGCAGAAACGGGUAUGACAGCCAAAAAUAUUGCCAUUGUGUGGGCACCCAACCUUUUGCGAUCCAAAGACUUGGAUAUGGGCGGUGUGGCAGCACUUCAGGCAGCCAAAAAGGAUGUGGGCACCCAAGCAGUAGUGACGGAGUAUCUGGUGCGGUAUGUGGACCUCAUUUUCAACGACAAAAUCCCCACCUUCUCGCAUUCCACUAACGGAGUGGAUGGAACACCAAAGAAAUCGCGUCCAAAGUCUCUUGCUAUAUCUACCCCCACAAAGUUAAUAUCGAUAGAAGAGGCAAGGUCCAGGGCACUCACUACAGCAAUUAAGCCGGACCAAAAAUACAUUGAAGUGGGUGGAGGACCACAAAAUCUACCCCCAAAAUACCACACAGUAAUUGAACUGCCUAGUCGAAAAGGUGGAAGUCUCAAGCAGAAGAAGUCUCCUUCAGGGUGGAAGAGUAUAUUCAGUAAGGGGCGUAGCGUACACAAACACCCAAGAAAAGCUUCUACACCAAGUGAUAUUCACCUAAAUAUCUCGGACUCGGUGGCGACCGAGACAGACAAUGCCCCUUCUUCUUCCAAGCGACUCCGACCUGUCAAGUCAGUUGAAUCCCUUAUCUCAACCUCUGCCUCCCUGCACUCAAACAGAAACUCACAGGCACUAGAAUCUCCAGAAAAGCGGGAGGCAUUAAUCUGGGAGAAGUACGAAAGAUCUCCACAGGAUGAGCGGGAAAGCAGAAGCAGCUCACUGUCCAGUCCCAUUCCUUCUCCACGCACACAUAAUCGCUCCGUUUCUCAUGAUUCAUACUUCAAUACACUUGAAAGUCGGUCAGACAAUUUACCUUCACAAGUGCCGGUCAAAGAGGAAGGUGAAAGUGAUAUUGAUUUCUCGCCAGAUAAUUCAAGAAUAUACUUGGAUAGUGAACUUGAUUUGAACUUUAGUACCAGUGAAAAAGACUUCAAAGUCUUUGAGGCAGAUACUCUGAAAUCAACAUCAAUUGAGGAUCCAGAUAAUAUGUCCAGCUCAACUUUAGAUAUGGAAAACUUAAGUAUGUGCUCAGAGAGUGGCAGAAGCAAAGAAAAUUUAAGCCCCAGGCCAGAGAAAAAGAGUCUAAAGGAAAAAUUUAAACACAGGUUCACUUCUCCACCCACCCAACGAAAACAUGACCAGAGUGUAAGUGACUCUAGUGAGGAUUCGCGCAACAAUAGUUUAAAAAGGGCAUCAGCAUCUCUCAAGGAUAAGAUUGUCCAUGCUCUCAGCCCUGAAACCUCUCGUCGCCGGACAGAAACUUCACCAAGACCAACUUCUCCUUCUAGUUCUCCAAAAUUUAAGCAUGUUCGCACAACAGAGACAGAGCCUAAAGAUAAAGAUGGUCAGACUUUAAAAUUAGAUACCCAUUCUUUUAAACCAGAAAUCUCCAGCUUCUUAAGUGGGGCUAGAUUAUUACCAGAGCAUGAAAAAAGUAGAGAAACAGUAACAGCUGAAGUGCAUGUAGAGGCAGAAAGUCAAGAAUGUGAUGAUACUCCAUCACGAAUUAGUAUGGACUACACCCUCAUAGAUCCAGAACUAUUAGAUAAAAUUACACAUCUAAGAACGUCUCCCUCGGUAAGUGUAUCAGAAGUGAGUAGUACCUCUCUUGCAGAAGCCACUGUAUCAGAUAAUGAGAGUUUUACAUUAGGAAGCAGUAGCAGUGGUAUGGGAACAGUGGGAAAUGGAAGAGAAAUUUUUGCAGACAUUGUUAGCAGUUUUGCUCCAUCCUCUACUUUAUUAACUCCUAUUGCACCCUCAGUUGCCAUAGUUGCUUUAAGUUCUGAGAUACAAGAAUGUGAUCCUGUUACUCCAAAUACACCAGUUACUGCAGUAAUGCCAGUGCAAGACGACUUCAUACCACAAGAACUUCCAAAGCCUCGUCCCAGUUCCUUGUUGGGGCUUCCUACAGCAGAGUUGCUUAAUCUGGGUUCUGCACUAACCUCACCAGAGACUCCUCAAGGGGACUCUACAUUUUUAGAGAUUCAGUAUCACCCACUUAGUGACACAACUGAACCUUCUACACCCAGCGAAUCCCAGUUUGUUCAGGAUUUAGUAGGUGUCGGACAGCCAGUGCCAUAUACACCUGCUGUUGAGGAGCCUCGUCAAUCUAGCCCAUUAUCAAUAGAUUUGAGUAGCAGUGAUGACCCGACUGAAGAAGGUCCAAUGUAUGAAAACGUAGACACAUGUAACUCAGGAUAUCCUCUAAAGGUAGAAGAUUCUCCUUAUGAUGAGCCUGUACCACACUCUUCUUCCCCAAGUGUUCAGUCUUCCCAAACUAGUUUUCAGACUUCUGAAGCAAGUGGACAAACUUUAUUAAUGGAGUCAGAGCUUACAUGUGCUGAUCUAGGGUAUGAAAACUAUAAUUAUAACUCUGUGUAUGAGAAUGUUCAAUAUGGUGCCGAGUAUGAAAAUGUAGAAUAUGGACCGGAGUAUUUAACCCAAUAUGAAAUAGAAAAUGAGAGCCAAAAUGAAACUAGUAUAGGAGAACAAUCCAAUGAAAAAUAUAAAAUCAUUAGUGCUUCUGAAGGUGAUGUUUGUUAUGAAAAUGUUGAAAUAGCAGAGGCUCAUGAAGGUAUAAUAGUAGAAAGUGUGUAUGAAAAUGUUGAAUCACCUGCCAAGGAAUCUCUACCAGUGUAUGAAAAUUUAGAGGAAUGUAGUGAUGAACAAGACCAGAUUGUGCCUGAUACAGAUGAUGCUUAUGAAGAAUAUUCAUUCAGAAAUCAGCCAAAUUAUGAAAACAUAGAGUUUAGCUCCCAGGUGUCUGCAGCUUCUGAAAAUGCAGAAUGUGAUAAUAAAACUGAAGUUGAGAUUGAAGGGGAAAUGGUGUACCAACAAGUAAAGUUUCUUAGGAAAUCUAUACAAGAAGUGAAUGACAUGCUUAAGGUAAAUGAGGAAAAGCAGCAUGCAUUAGAACAGUUAGGUGGUGUUACUGCGAAUGAUAAUGAGUCGAGUACAACUGCACACACAUUAAGUUUAUCUGAUAAUUCUUCAGAGCUUCCAGUUCAGGUGCCUCAAAUGGGCAACAUCAGUGUUUCCCAUCCUCAUGAAUCCUUGCCUUGUUCCCAAGAAUUUAUACCAGACUCUGAGGCAUCUGCUGCAGAUGCUGAAGUUUAUACUCAGCCUAGUGAGGACAGUGAAUGCUUGGAUUCGCCCAUUACUCCCUCAUCAGUAAGCAUGGCAACGGAGGUGUUAGUUCUUCCAUCUUUUGCUUCACCAACAGAGUCUACUACAGAUGAUGUUACAUCUCCAGUAAGUAGUGAUGAUGCAAGUUCUCCUAAACCUAUACAAGAAACGGAUCACUGUUCAUCUACUUGUACCUUACCUCCUAUCUUGCCAAGUCUCUCUCCACCAACUCUAGAAAACAUCCCAGUACCUCCAGCUGCAACUUCUACUCCAAACAGAGCUUUACCACUCCCAAGCAUCAUCAGUCCUGCACCUUGGCCCAGGACCACUCCUCGUCAUGCCCCUAUUGUUGCACCUGUUCCACGACCACGCCAGUUGCCUAAAUUAAAUUUAUCAUCACCCUUAAUUUCACCGGUCUCUACACCAUCAUCUGUAUCUAUCUCUCCAGAUUCCCCUGCCACACCAGGAACUCCCAGUAGUGGAUCUGCCCAGGUAACACCGACAGAAGAAAAUUCCUCUCCACAAAUUUUUAAGCCUAGUCAAUUGCCCUUCAAUAUUCAUUGUCAAACUGAAUCAAGUCCUUCAUUUGAAUCCAAGAUUCACCAUAAUUUAGGUGAUAUAAAGUCUCAGGUUGAAUAUACAGAAGGUGGAGGAUCUGAAUCAGAACUUCCACCUGAUCCUGAGUACCUAGAUUCCCAGAAGCUAACGGAAAGUAAGCCCAUACUGUCCUCACAAUUUCCUACUUUCCAAAGAUUUAAAAGUUCUCCAGAUUUUGGGUCAAUUUCCAAAGAUGCUAAACUAAGCAUUGUUACUCAAGAAAGUGCAGCAAAGGAGGCUGAGGAUACCACAGCAAUUGAUAUUGCCAAUAUUCUUGGUAAUGUUAACCUCAUGGACCCACAGAAGAGAGAGAGAAUUGAGCAGUAUAAAAAAGAAAGACGAUCAUUUUUAAGAGAGAAGUACAAAUCUGAGAGUUUCCGUGGAGAAAAAGAUGAAAUGAUCAUGAGACUCAAACAGAAGGCGACAAGUCCAUCUAGACCAGAAGAUGACAGUGGUGAAAAUGAUGAUGAGAUUAUUCAGAGUUCAGAUACUAAAUGUGUUAGUCAAAGGGGGAGAGAAAAUAGCCCAUCAAAACAACUUCAAGAGGGAUAUUCAGGAAAAGUCAGUCCAGUUAAACAGAUUGGAGGUAUGGUUACCAUGGAAAAACUUAACAUGGACUCGCAAGUUGAAUCAGACAAAGGGGAACAGGGCAGUGAUUCAGUAUUCAAGAGAACCUCUCCUGCUAGAAGGAGUCUAAGUGAUAUGGGAAGAGUUGGGGAGCUGAAGAGUCCAACAAGGACUCGCUUCUCGUCAGGAAGCUCUACUCCUACUUUUCAAAAAUGUAGUAGUACUGGUAGCAGCAGUGGUGGCUGUAGUAAAUCAGUCGAGGUGACGAGCCCACGUUCGUGUCUGAGGAGAUCUCCAGACAAAGAAAUAUUACUGCGCCGUUCUAACAGUGGCGACUCUAAAUCUAGUCCAUUAAGAAAGAACUCUGCCCCAAUUAGUCCCAUAAAAUCUCCCUCUGGAACUCCAAGUUUUCAUAGAUCAGCUAGCACUAGGGGUAGUGGGCGUCGCAAAGCUGGAAAAGAUGAUAUUGAAGAUGAUAUUAAUGUUAAAGAGAGGGUGGCAAUAUGGACUAAGAAUCGAGAGAAAUCUCCUACUUUGGAUAAAUCAGAAAGAGAACCUAAAAUUGAAAAAAUAACCAUUAAACAAGAACAAAAAUCAGGAAUGGAAAUGACGACAACUAGAAAAAGCUCUACUCCUAUACCCUUGUCACCAGUAAGAAAAACUUCUAUUCCUAAAGCUUCUCCAUCAUCGCCCGGCAUUCCUAAAGUAGUCCCAUCAUCACCUGGACCUUCAAAAUCUGCACCUUCCCCUGGCAUUCCAAAAACAACUCUUCCCUCUCCUGCAAGUGCUCCUAAGAAAAUAAGCAAUAUUGAAGAGAGCAGUAGUGAUGCAAGUGCCCUAACUGGUACAGGAAAUGCAGCUGCAAGAGGAAACUCUGGUCAGCAAAGACGAAUUAGGGACAUGGCAGCCAUAUUCGAGAGAGACUCGCCAUCAAGUGCCAAACCAGCUGUUAUUAGACAAAGUUCCAGAGAAGAAAAGAAGGAAAGGUAUUGAAGACACCUUGAUGCUGAACAUCCUUAAAACACCAAAGAUCAACCUCUCGUCCGAUGCAGUAGCUCCUUUACAAACUCCAGUUGUAAUCACCACUUGGGGGAUGGGUAAUUUUUUCAACCAAUUACAGCCAUUUAACCUUCAGCCUUGAUCUGUGGAUCCUUGGGUGGUGAUGAAAGUGUGGGUUGCUGUGAUGAACUGCUGCCUCAGCUCUCUACCAAGAACUUGUGGUUACAUUCCAAAUAUUUUCCCCUCAUGUGCAUGUUAUGAACUAUUUUAGAUCUGAUAUCCCCUUCAUUCAUUAUCUCUCUCUCUCUCUCUUGCGCCAGGCAAGAUUGUGCCAUUGCAACCUAUAGCCAGUUUUGAUCCAGAUUUACUAAAGCCCAGUUUCAAUAUUUCAUAUACUGAUAUGUCUGUCAGUUAUAACUGAACAUUUUUUUAAUUAAUGUUUUAUUGCUCAGAUUUCUGUGUCUGUCAUGUUUCUAACUUCUAUCAGUGAUGUAAAUAUUUCCAUUUUCACUUGUGCAUCCAGUUUGAAGGUCAUACUUGUGUUCAUUCAGUUUGUUGUUGCUGUGUGUGUGUGUGUUGAUUCAGGCAUAACUUUUUAUAUUUUUAUAAAUGUAAUUGGAUUUAUGAUCAGUUUAAAUUGUAAUAAUUAUUUGUAAUAUAAACUUAUUAAAAAAAAUGUCUUCAAAGCACAAGAAUAAUAAUUUCAUAAGCUGUAUACUUGAGUAACAGCUAGUUAGAAGAUAUAGUUAAAUAUCUUAACUUUAACCCUUAUCCAAAAAAGCCUUGAACAAAAAUCUGAUUAAGAUUAGGGAAGCAAGAUACAUCUGGUGCAAAAGUGUUUUCAUAAAAGUACAUUUGUAUAAAGUAUCAUAAUUUGUUUUGAAGAUAUCCACUGUAAAUACUUGUAUGAAAUAUAAGUAUGAAUAAAUA
Procambarus clarkii (red swamp crayfish) is the source of this 8317-nucleotide messenger RNA. Lineage: Eukaryota; Metazoa; Arthropoda; Malacostraca; Decapoda; Cambaridae. The record is from RefSeq and is a predicted model, not a curated record.